Molecule: messenger RNA, 1215 nt
Organism: Arachis ipaensis
Lineage: Eukaryota; Viridiplantae; Streptophyta; Magnoliopsida; Fabales; Fabaceae
Source: RefSeq, a predicted model, not a curated record
AUGGCCGACACUCCUUCCGACCUAAUGUCUGGGGGAAAUCACGGGUCACAUGAGAACCAGGAGCUUUCAGCUGGUGAGCUUCGAAAUCUAGCUCGCAUUCUAAGCCAACUCUCGAGUUUGCAGCCACAGAGCGCGAAAUCGAGUACCAAUCUGCUUGCGGAUCCAGCAAGUGUUUACUUCCUACAUCCAGGUGAGAAUCCUGGAGUUUCUAUUGUCCCAAUUGUGCUGAAUGCUAAGAACUACAAUUCCUGGUCAAGAGCUAUGAAAUUAGCGCUGAAAUCAAAGAAUAAGAUAGGCUUUGUUGAUGGAACCAUUGUGAAACCAGAUAAAAAUGAUCCUGCAUAUAUAGCAUGGGAUAAAUGUAAUACUUAUGUUGUUUCUUGGUUAAAUCUAUCAUUGAGUGCUGAGAUUGCACAUAGUGUUGUUUGGAAUGAAACUGCUGUAGAUUUGUGGCUUGAUUUGAAGCAUAGGUAUUAUCAUGGAGACAGAUACAGGGUUGCUGAAUUAGAAGAAGAGUUGUAUGCUAUGAAACAAGGGAAUCUAAGCAUAACAAAUUAUUUUACCAAGUUUAAGGCUAUUUGGGAAGACAUUGACAGUUUCAAACCAGUUCCACAAUGCAAGGAAUGCUAUGAAAAAUGUGACUGUGGCUUAGGAACCAUGAGAGAUUAUCGAGAUGAAACUUAUGCAGUGAGAUUUUUAAGAGGAUUGAAUGAACAGUAUGGGACUGUGAGAUCCCAAAUCAUGCUGAUGAAGCCUCUUCCAGACAUCAAUGAAAUUUUUUCUUUACUUAUUCAGCAAGAGAGACAGUUUAAUGGAUCAGAUUUGGAGACUCAGAACUUUACAGCUUUGGCCAAUUCAAUUCAUAAUUUCAACAAUAAUUCAAGCAGUGUUUCUAGAGGAAGAGGACGAGGAACCCGUGGAGGUAGAGGUGGAAGAGGAGGAAGAAAUUCAGCACCUAAGAUCUGUUCUUAUUAUCACAAGGCAGGGCAUCUUGUGGAUACUUGUUACCACAAACAUGGAUUUUCACCUCAUCUACAGAGGCAGAAAUGGCCACGAGAGACUAGCAACGGAGCUAUGGCUAAUCAUGUUGUUGCUGGAAUUGAAGAGAGCAGUACCAACAAUAUCAAGCAGGACAAGGAAGCUGAUGGUCAAUCCCAAUUCAAUCAGAGUUUGAGAGAUGCACUGAUUACCUUUCUUCGGCAGGAGUGUGCAUAG